Coprinopsis cinerea okayama7#130 is the source of this 2193-nucleotide messenger RNA. RefSeq lists its product as hypothetical. The coding region runs from base 1 to 2193 and encodes 730 amino acids. The transcript has 3 exons. The record is from RefSeq and is a predicted model, not a curated record. NCBI's taxonomy places the organism in Eukaryota, Fungi, Basidiomycota, Agaricomycetes, Agaricales, Psathyrellaceae.
AUGAAGGCAACAGGAAUGGCUCGCCCACUGAGCACCUCUGGCACUCCAGCAGCCCGGAGACGCCCUCCGUCCAAGAUAGUCUCUGUGCCACACGUAAAUGGCGACACCACCGAAGCAUUGUCGGCAUCGCUUAAACAGGAGACUGACAAGAAGGAGAAGCUGCUUCUACAAGUCCAGGACAAGGAGCAGACAAUCUCAACCCUCACAGCCGAGAAUGCCAACCUCAGUUCUGCCCUAAAUGCUGCAGAAUCCCGUCUCACCGAUCUUUACGCAGAGCAGGCGCGCUGGGAAAUGGAGCUGGCUCAGCGUAUUGAGAUCGCGGAGAAGCUGAGGGAGCAAGUCCGAGAGCUCGAGAAAGAGAAGAGAGAUUUGCAACGUCGAUAUAACGAACAGACUGCGAGCUUUGACGCAGAACGACAAUCUUUCUAUGAUAACGAACAACACCUCAAGUCCCGCAUUCAGUCCCUAACACAGGCUCGGAAACGUGCAGAGACCCUAGCUAGUAGGGCCGAACCCCCAGCUCUCCCUGUUGUGCAGGUAUCCGAGAAACCGGACCCUCCUCCAGAGCCUGUCAAACCCACCACUCCCGACUUGAACGACCCCGACAACGAACCAGCUGAAAUGACCGCAUUGAAACUAGAACUAUCCACUCUGUCGACAUCUUAUGCCUCUAUGCAGAGCACACUCGUGAUGCUGCAGUCCCAACUGGUGGACCUUAAGCGCGUCAAUCAGGGUCUGCAAGAGGAAAACGAAAGUUACAUGAUCCUACUGAGGGAGAAGACUCUCAGUGGCCAAUUCGACUUGAUGAGACAAGUCGGUGGCGGCAAUAGAAGUAGCGAUGAAGACGACCUCGACGAUGAUGAUGAACGCGGGACUAGUGCAGAUGGGCGAAGUCUUCGAAGCACGGGCAAGAGUCUUCUCGAUAGAGUUGACGAAGAGCCAGAAGGCAUGUCUAUUCCUAUUGCGGACGAGCUCGACUUUGCCAAAGACAUCCCCGUAUCCCCUCGACCUUCACGCCAUAACAGUCGGCAAGGCAGACGCAGGACCACCUCCACUUCUACUCCCCGUGGUGAAUCGCUGGCCGAUUUGCCUGUUGCCGGCCCUGGUCUUGAUCUAGCUGCAGAGCUUGGACGUGCGCAGAACAAGGAUAUUCUCGAAGGUAAUGCCAUUGAUGACAACGACGACCGGAACCCUUUGGGCGUCACAAGCCCAAAAAAACUUCGCAAGUCCGACGACAAGGCUGCUGCCGAAGUCGAGGCGCUCCGCAGCGAAAUCAAGUCUCUCAAGGAUGCCAACAAGGCUCUAUCACUCUAUGCUUCGAAGAUCAUCGACCGUAUCAUCGCACAGGAAGGAUUCGAACACGUCCUUGCAGCGGACUACGAAAAGGAACCACCGACGCCGUCUACUCCCGGUCCCAUUGCGCCGCCCAGAGCUUCCCCUGCCAAACCCCGACCUCAGUCGGUGCUCAUUACUCGUACUACCUCCACACCCGUUCCUUCCACCCCUACCAAACUCAUCUCUCCUCCCAUGGCCAAACCGGCAGCCAAAGCGAACAGGCGCUCGCUUUCGUUCGAUUGGAAGUCGUUUUCGUUCACGUCUGAGCCCAAGAAGGCAGAGCCUGCAAACCUUCGCCCCCUUACUCUCAAACCCGGCUCCAGCCCUAUCGUAACUGGCGCUCGUAAACUUGACACAGAAGAAGACGAGGAGGACCGCAAAGAGAGGGAACGCUUAAACGCAACAAUGAAGUUGAUGGGGAUUCAACCCCAAUCUUCCAUCCACUCCAAUGCUUCCACCCGCUCCGUGGAGAAACCUGUCGACUCGCCUUCCGCUAGUGCCAGCACCAAUCGUCGCUUCUCUUUCUGGGGGAACCCCAAACCGAGCGCCGACAAUUCGGACGCAGCUUCCAAUAACUCUCGACCGUCCACCGAGUCGUCCCGCCUCGGUUUGGGCUUAGGUCUGACCUCCACAGACCUCACCCAUGAUGCUUUGGCCCAGGCGGAGGCUCAGAAUUCUCUUGCAGCCCUCGAUGCUCGCGAACGAAACCUCACGGAGGAGAUCGCCAAGGGCGCUAAUGGCGGGUAUACCGAAAUCUCGCGCCGCAGCGCUGGUCGGAGGUCUCGCCGCAGUGCAGGCGGGAGUGGGAGUGGAAGCACGGUAUUCAGCGCUGGUAUGAGCGUUGGAGACGACGACUAG